Messenger RNA from Botrytis sinoallii, 1758 nucleotides. RefSeq lists its product as uncharacterized. The coding region runs from base 1 to 1758 and encodes 585 amino acids. The record is from RefSeq and is a predicted model, not a curated record. The transcript has 2 exons. NCBI's taxonomy places the organism in Eukaryota, Fungi, Ascomycota, Leotiomycetes, Helotiales, Sclerotiniaceae.
AUGGCUCACACAUCAAGAGAAAACGUAGAGAUCUUGGUUCACACAUCGGCACCAAGUCGAGGCCAAGAUGAUACUAGAUACCGGGCAUUUGCAAGAGCCUAUUUAAAUUUCGAAUCAGCAAAAAGCCUACAAUUACAGGACGAUCCUCAAGACGAUACUGGAAAUGCGGAAGAACGAGAGAGUCUGAUUGAAGGGACGCAAUAUUUGACGCAGGAAUACGAUGAAAAUGCAUCUUAUUGUCCACCAACCCAAGAACCAGAGACGAAUCCGGGGGCAUACCGUGAAAUCCCUGAGGAGGAAUUAUCUGACCUGAUGUAUUCGCCGCAACUGUCUUUUCGAAGUGUUUUGGAUAAUCGAAAUUCUCCAAUGUUUCGCACUCGAAGCAGGACUUUGAUGAGUUUGCAAGUACAGUCUGGAAGCGAAACACUGGAGCAAAGUCGUCUUGAAUUUGGAACAAGUUCUGGAGACAAAACGCCAUGGCGGGAUCAAUUCAUGGAUUCAUUGCCAGCUCCAAAAAGAGAAUCUAAAUACUUGCUCAAUUUUCAUCCCGAGGAGGAUUCGGAGCUACAUCAACAACAAGAGGAGAGCACACAAGACAGUGCUGACGCGAAUGAGAUAUCACAGUUUACGGAUGAGAGUAGCUUGAAUCUUGAGGUGCCACUAGCAAUACCAUUCACUAGCUCUCAGAAUAGUGACGCUCAUCCCAAUUCUGACACUGCCAUUUCGCUACCAUCCCGUCGUUUGCAAACGAUUUCUCCUCCAUGUCGACAGCAUAAGGUUGGUUAUCAGCAUGUGAACGCACUUCCAAUUGCGACUUCUGGUGCAGAUGAUCUCGAUAUGAUAGAUUUUGACAGCUUCAAUAAUGCGCAGGCUUCAGGGCAGGCUGCGAAUACUUCAAGUCGACGUGCAAGUCAAGCUACAGAAAUGGAAGAGGUAGCAGAGUUCACGCAUGAAGAAAUGAAUCCGGCUGAAGUUUCAAAGAAAGGAUCAACAUCUAAUACACCUGAGAUUCCAGAAUCAUCUAGCUCGCUGCCCAAACAUGUGCACGGCAAGCGUCAGCGACUCGAUUUUCCAUCGUCAUUGGACAAGAGUCCCAAGAGGUUGAAAUUGGUGAUAUCAGAUACCACGGCUGAAACGUCGUCAGCGUCUCUUCCCGCACCUCAAAGACCUCCCACAUCUACAGCUCCCGAGGCACCAAAAGCUUCUGGUAUUCCGAGCUCCGUUCUUUCAAGCUCCGUUCCUCCGAUGUCGAGCUUGCCAUCUGCAGCAUCCCUAGCAACAUGCAAAAUUCCAUCUUUUACGCCCCCCACUUCUGUUGGUGAGUUUAAGGAGACAGAUAUUCUCACGCCUUCAUUGAAAAAGAUCAAAGCAAACCGCGGUAAUUUUAAUGGAUUGCAAAAGAAACAUUUUAAUCCUACUUUCCAGACUCGGCCCUGUCGCCCUUUGGAGCGCGGAUAUUGGCUUAUUCACGCAGAAGAUCUCGGGGAUCUUCUCAAGAAAAGGCUUUGGUCCUACCUUCUUCGGGUCAUUCCGAAAGGUGAUUUAGGAUGGGGCAUAUCAGCUGAACGUACUAAUGAUUGGAAUACUGUAAGGGUUUAUUGUUGGGGUGGGGUUGUCAAAGAAAUUUACCUCAUGCUUUUUUGUGCUAGUGAAAAUAAGCUGAAAUACGGGGAUGCGUGCUGGAAAGACGCUGACGGAGAAAUCGUGAUCUUGAUGCCCAAAGAGAUCAAGAUCUCAAGUUUCAGUUCAGAGAACUAA